This is a messenger RNA of Lytechinus pictus (painted urchin), 5437 nucleotides long. RefSeq names its product protein GPR107-like. The transcript has 12 exons. The coding region runs from base 58 to 1929 and encodes 623 amino acids. The record is from RefSeq and is a predicted model, not a curated record. NCBI's taxonomy places the organism in Eukaryota, Metazoa, Echinodermata, Echinoidea, Temnopleuroida, Toxopneustidae. Gene Ontology annotation, biological process: transport. Gene Ontology annotation, cellular component: Golgi apparatus; membrane.
CAGGAUGAACUGAGAAGAGACAUCGAGAUUACAAACUUUGGUCUUCUCCAAGGCGGGAUGAUCUCAAUCAACGUUACAAACAUGAGUUUUGCUGUACCAGAGACACAGAGUCCAAAGACAUUGAUUGGUUUCACAUUAGACAUGUCGGGAAGCUAUGAGAGUGCAUCUUAUGCUGAAGACCACACCAAUGGGAACUGUGUCCUGAAACCAGGAAGUGUUGGUAAAAAUGAUUCUGUAGCAACAAUUUAUUUAACUUUUAACUUUACAACCAAAAGCCUGGAAGUGAACAGGUGGGGUAGAAAUCUGAGGAAUCUUCAUGUAGUUCCGAUGGUUGAGGGUAGAGACGUUUGCAGUGAUGAAGAACCCCCUCCAGCCCCGAAGCAGCCUCCGGUCCCCCAACAGCCCCCAGGAGAUGGGCAGAGUAUGGCCAGAAGGAGGAGAGAGGUUUCCGAUGGAUCAAACCCUGCUGAUGUCCAACCGGGGGAUAUAGUCCAGGAGCAGUCAGAAACUGGACCAAGUCCAGGGGAUAUAGACCAGGAGCAGUCAGAAACUGGACCAGGACCAAAUCCGAGUGAUAAAGACCAGGCGCCAUUGGAAGAGGAAGCUGUGGCAAGUGCCCCUGAGGCAGGAGGGGAAAAGGCAGGUCCAGACCAGCCACAGGCUGGAUCUGUAGAUGGCCCACCUGAGUCUAAACCAGGACAAGGUAGUACUGCUCCACAGGCAGAUGGAGUUCCACAGAGUGCAGGAGACACAGAAUCAAAUGGAGUGGCAGAGAAUGCAGGAGACACAAAUUCUGAAAAUCAAGGUUCUUUAGUUCCACCUACCAGUGCACCAACCCAUCUGAUCAGACUGCCCACAGACAUGGAGAUGAAAAACAAUAUCUUAUAUAUGAACACAAGUUUUGUAGUUUGCAUUCGAAACAAAAGUGAGCAGGGUCUAUACAGCUUCUUCUAUCACCAUUGCUCAGCUAAGAGAACACCUGUAAAUUUUUCUGUGUCAAUCGUGGAGAAGAAUGUUGGGCCUAACUACCUAUCGGCAGGGGAUAUACCUCUCCCGACCCUCUAUGCUACCAUGUCGCUUCUCUUCCUAUGCUCGGCUAUCUACUGGAUCUAUUAUCUGUGCCAUCAAGAGAUUGUCUUCAAGAUCCAUUACUUCAUGUUCUUCUUGGCGCUGCUCAAAUCACUUUCACUCAUGUUUCAUGCAGUGGAUUACCACUAUAUUGCCCACGAUGGUAGACCUAUGCAAGCCUUUGAAAUCCUCUUCUACAUCACAUAUUUAACGAAGGGUGCUCUGUUAUUUGGAACCAUUGUACUCAUUGGAUCCGGCUGGGCCUUCAUAAAACCGAUUCUCUCGGAUCAAGAUAAAAAACUUUUCUGGAUUGUUAUCCCCCUACAAAUUCUUGCCAAUGUUGCGUACAUCAUUACCGACACGUCCGAGGAAGGAGAAGCACAGUAUUCCACCUGGAAGGUGAUGUUUGUUACUGUAGAUAUUAUCUGCUGCGGUGCUAUCUUAUACCCUGUCAUAUGGUCCAUACGUCAUCUGCAGGAUGCUGCUCAGACAGACGGCAAAGCAGCCAUAAGUCUGGUGAAAUUGAAGCUCUUUAGAUCAUAUUAUGUUUUGGUGGUGUGCUACAUCUAUUUUUCCAGAAUAGUUGUUUAUAUCUUAAAGGUAACAAUGCCUUUCCAAUUCAUGUGGUUGGAUGAGUUCUUCUUUGAAUUGGCAACCUAUGUCUUCUACGUGGUGACUGCAUACAAGUUCAGGCCCGGUACCGAUAAUCCCUACCUUCAACUCCCCUCUGAUGAUGAAGAUGAAGAUGAGAUAGAGAUGGAGGAGGUAUUGACAGAAACUGGCCUUUCAGAGGGUCUAAUAAGGCAUUCUGGCAAUGCUACAUCCAGGGUCAAACAACGUGAGACUAACCAUAGUGCAUAGACAAGGAAGCAACUUGAUAAGAUAAGCUACUGUAGGUCAGAAGAGUAAACACACUGCAUAGACAAAGGAGCAACUUGACAAGAUAGACAACUAUAGGUCAGAAAAAAAUAACCACACCAUAAAGACAGAGGAGCAGCUUUACAAGCCAGGCAACUGUACAUGUAGGUCAGGAAAGAAUAACCACACCACAUAGAUAAAGGAGCAACUUGACAAGAUAGGUCAGUUUAGAUUGAGAAAAAGUUUUGUAAUCUUUUUCCAGUAAAUAGGAAGUCCCAGGUUUUAUUUGAACAUACAAGCUUAUUGUGUUGUCACAAGCAAAAUGAACAUUAUGAAGGAGCGACUUAACAAGAUAGGCUACUAUAGGUCAACAAAGAUUUAUGAAAUCCUUUUUGAUACAAGGCACAAAAAGUCCCUGAUUGUGACACAACAUUUGCUCCUGCGACAUUUGCUCCGGUCUUGAUAUCUCAGAUGGCAUAGGUUUAGACAUAGGAUUGUAAGAGAGUUUUUUAGUUCAGAAUAAUGUAAAGGUAAGGAUUAGGGUUUAUUUAUUUUUGGAGGUUAGGUUUAACGUUUCGCUUGACUUGUAGAUUUUUCACCGGAGCAAAUGUCAUGGAACUGGUUGCACAUCCUGAAUGUGUCUCAAGAAAAGGAGAAAUUAUACUGUUUAACAAAGUCACAAUAAAAAUUAUCUGCUGCAUGAAGUACCUACCAAAGUUUCAGCUCUGUUGCAUUAUAAGUUGUUUUUAUAACUUUGCCAUCCAUCGGUAUUACAUGUAUUCCUUGAUUUUGAUUGGCUCUUCAGCAUGUAGUUGAAAAUGUUAACUUUUAUGCAACUGGGUCCUGAAUCACUUUUAGCUGCAUUGUAUAGUGAAAAUCCUGCUGAGUUUUAUUUUCCUACACAGUACAUCUUUUCAAGCUGUUUAAAACCUUAUGACUUGUUUCAUAAAAUUUAUUAUUAAUGGCAAGUUAUAAGCUGCUGUUAUAAACUUAUGAAAUAGUGCAAUAUGAUUGGUUGAGAACAAAUUGUUCAUGAGAUUUCUCACCUCUGUUAUAAAUAAAGUUUUUAUGAUACACGGCCUGGAGAGUGUUUCACAAAGAUUUAAGUAUGACUUCAGUCGCACUCAAAUGCCGACACGUACAUGAUAUGCGACAUGCAAUCUUAUUGAUAGAUACACAGUAGUGUGCAUUCAUGACACAAUUUGACCAAUGCGGUCAAGCCUUUCAUACCGUACGCAACUCGGUAUUUAAGUGCAACUCUAAGUCAUACUUAAAAAUCUUUGUGAAACACCCCCUAGAUGUGUUUUCAUCUUUUCUCAUUCUCUUGUAUCUGAAAAAUGAAUAUCAAUUUCUCAACAACGACAAAAAAAAGUUAGAUAUUGCAAGUUCUUGUAGAUUUGGUGACACUUGUGCUUCAUGGUCUUUAUGUCCAUUCUAUUGCACAUGAUCUAUUUCAGGUCCACCUAUAAUAACUUUCAGACAAGUUUUUUUUAUAUAGCUUAUUUUGUCUCACAAUACUUUUUAGUAUCUUGUUUCCUUUCACUCAAAAUCUUUUCAAAAAGUCAAAGUGCUUUGGUGUGCCAGAUACCACAGUGUUCAUUAUUCAAAUCCAUAUAAAGAAGUCAAUGUCCUUGGGUUUACCAUUUAAUGUGUGUUACAAAGGGGCGGGGGGGGGGGGGUAAUCUGAGGAUGGUUUCAUGAAAGUUUUUAGCACUGUCCAGUUUUCAUUAUCCAAUAGUUACCAUAGUAACAAUCAGACAAAUGUGUUCCUUGGCCAAUCAAAACCAAUGAAAGUUGUCAGAUGACAAAUUAUGAAACGCAUCUUUGAUAACCCAAUGGACCGGAUGUGAAAUGGGCAUCAAAAGACAGUGCAAGAUAUCAGAGUUUAAAGAAAACCCAGAUAUAUGUGUGUAGUCAGGACAUCUUACUUUCAUUGUAUCAAGAGAAGAAUUCAGAACAUAAAUUCCAUGGUAAAUUUUGGUAUUUAUCGAAAGUAGAUCGGAUUUGUGCCAAAUGAAAAGCUAUGGUAUUUGAAAAUUAAGAUAAAUAUUCUUUGUUUUUAUGCCAUGAAGUUAUUGCUGUAUGUUAUAUUUAUUGAGAGUAGAAGCUAUUAGAAGUUAUUGUAAAUUUAUAGGGUUAUAGGAUUUUGGGUUUUUUUAUGGGUCAUAGGAUGAAAUAUGAAUAUUGCAUGAUCCCGCAAUACUCCCAUUUGCUCAAACAAAAAAUUCUGAGUUCAAUCUCUGCCUGUUGUAGACCUUUAAAAUGCAUGUUCGAAGAGUUUCCUUUCUCGCCAAAGUAUUUUUUUAAUGAUUGUUUUGUGGGUUUUUGUUCUUCUGCUUUGAUUGAAAUUCUGCUUAUUAUUUCAUAUCACAAAAUAAUCUAUUCCAAAUGGAUAAUCAUCCUUAAAUUAUUAUUUUAAUUUAAUGCAUUGUAAGUAUUGUAUAUUGAGGAAUAAUUUAUGAGUUUUUGUGUAUUUAUGAUUCUUGCCAUUCAGUGGUCUUUUAUGAUUUCUAUUAAGGUGAAAAGUUUGAAUGUUGUUUUGUCGCACCAUGUCUGAGCAAGCAUAUGAUAAAUGAGCAUGCCGUAUAAUAUAAUCAGCAGUGUAAUAUAUGACACUCAUAAAAGUAUCAAAUUUAUUUAAGUGCCAUUAAAAAGAACAAUCUGGCCAACUUUGUGAAACAAAGUCUUUUCUCUUAUAAGUAUACAUGUUGGGCGGAACAGAUUCAAUGUUAUAUUGGGUACGUAACAAUGGUUGGCAAAACUUGUAAAUAUAUGACCCUGGAUUUUUUUCUCCAAAGACACCCUCUGUUGUUGAUUUUCGACUGGAAAUUAUGCAGAUGAUUUGAGAUUGAUAAGGUUUUAUUUAUUUAUUUUUUUGUGCUAAAAGCAAUGAUUCUGUUGGAGCUAUCUUCGUUAGAUCUCGUCAUAGAAGCAUUGCUCAACUUAUGUGGGCAUCAGCUUUCAUUGAGAAUGGUUUAUUGCUGACCCCAGACUUUGUGAAAUGCAUUGGAAAUACAUGUAGCAGAGACAUCUUGGGGGGAAAGCAAACUCAGUGUCCCAAUAAGAAAUUCUUUGGCCAAGCCUAUUUUGCUUAGGCUUUGGGUGGCUGUGGGGUCAGGGAAAGUGAGCUUAUGACUUUUUCAUAUUAAAGGCAAUAGGUGGAUUUGCAUUGACAUCUGUACUGAUUAAAGGCCACCGCACACCUUCCGAUUGGUGUGCAACCCAAUUUUUUAAUAAAAUGCAGUAGAAUUUGAUGCGAAUAUAGACAUUGAACAUCUACUCUAUAAAGUUCUAAAUCAUCAUACAAAUACUUGUUCAAAUUUGUGAUUAUGCUACCAGCCUUAUUAGAAUAAAAGCAAGUUGAACAUGGAGUCAGAAUGAUGUCAUAACAGUCGUACCACUGGCUACAAUUUGAAACUCAUUUGGCCUAAACUCCAAAAUAAAGACUUUCAAUCGUCCAAAAUUGUUAUAUUAGUAUUCUUACAAUUAAUUUCAUUUCAUUCUCACUUUU